AUAAAAUAAAGUUCAACACAAACGAAAUCGGAGGAAAAACAUAAGUCGUUGCUGGUAGCGUUACCAUGGAGAGUUAGCUAGUUUUGAUACUUUUUUUGGUAGUGGUGUCGACAGCCGACUGCUCACGAAAAUGCAAGGAGCAUCUUCAGGCGUAGGAUAUGGUCUCAAAUAUCAGGCUAGAUGCAUAUCAGAUGUGAAAGCAGAUACCGAUCACACCAGCUUCAUCACCGGCACUCUCAGCCUUAGAGAGGAAAAUGAGGUGCAUUUGAUUCGGCUUUCUUCUGGUGGAACUGAACUCAUAUGCGAGGGCUUGUUUUCGCAUCCUAAUGAGAUCUGGGACCUCUCUUCGUGUCCCUUUGAUCAACGCAUCUUCUCCACUGUCUUCUCCACUGGUGAAUCAUAUGGAGCAGCUGUAUGGCAGAUUCCUGAGUUAUAUGGCCAGCUAAAUUCACCUCAAUUAGAAAAAAUUGCAUCUCUUGAUGCACACUCUGGCAAGAUUAAUUGCAUUUUGUGGUGGCCAUCUGGGAGAAAUGAUAAGCUGAUCAGCAUUGAUGAGGAAAAUCUUUUCUUAUGGAGUUUAGAUUGUUCUAAAAAAGCAGCCCAGGUGCAAUCUAAGGAGUCAGCUGGUAUGUUGCAUUACUUAUCUGGUGGAGCCUGGGACCCGCAUGAUGUGAAUGCUGUUGCAGCAACUUGUGAAUCCUCAGUCCAGUUUUGGGAUCUACGAACAAUGAACAAGACAAAUUCAAUUGACUGUACCCAUGUCCGCAAUGUUGACUAUGACACCAAGAAGAAGCACAUACUUGUUACUGCAGAGGAUGAAUCUGGAAUACAUGUAUGGGACCUUAGAAUGCCAAAGGUUCCUAUCAAAGAGCUCCCUGGACAUGCACACUGGACGUGGGCAAUUUCGUGUAACCCUGAGUACGAUGGGCUGAUUCUGAGUGGCGGUACCGAUUCAACAGUGAACUUGUGGUUGGCUUCUACAUCAACUGGUGAUGGGAUGACUUCUGAGAGCCUGGUUGAGUCACCAACUCAGCUAGUUGAUCCAUUGCUUAAUUCAUACAGUGAUUAUGAAGACAGUGUUUAUGGUCUUGCGUGGAGUUCUCGUGAGCCUUGGAUUUUUGCUUCUUUAUCUUAUGAUGGAAGAGUAAGGCAUUUCAAACAUUUAUCAUAGGGAGAAAUGGUAGAAGUAAUUGUAGAAUCAGUAAAGCCUGUCCUCUCCAAAAAGUGAAUUCAGUGAACUUUGCCCUUGUGCAACUUUCAUUUGGUUUUCCACUGCCUAAUGUAAAUUGUUAGAGAGGACCACACAGAAGAACCAUACCGAAAAUAUAAUUUUGGGUGGUACCAUGGAGAACCUACUGUGGCUCAACGAGGAUGAAGUUGAUGCCAGUGACCAUUGAACCAAAGAUGACCGAAGUCUUUUUCCUUGCAUUUCAAGCGUUAUUCAUAUGUUGGAUGUUGAACGUUAAGGGAAGUAAAUUAAUUGGUAGCUGCAUACAACCAUAGUCUUUUGAUUGUAGACCAUCCCCUUUGGUUUUCACCAUCCUUUGGCAAGUUACAAGUAUUUAUAACUGUGUCUGUUUAAUGUGAACUCUCUGCUAUUGUCUUGGAGAAAUAUACAGGAUGUCCGUCUGAGAAAAAGAGUUCUGUAGUCUGUAUUGUACACGAGACCUGCUAGACAUGUUCUUUCUCUUGUUUCGGGUAGAAUAUGAUAGAUGAAAUAUGAUUUUUUUCUA
Molecule: messenger RNA, 1733 nt
Organism: Hevea brasiliensis (rubber tree)
Lineage: Eukaryota; Viridiplantae; Streptophyta; Magnoliopsida; Malpighiales; Euphorbiaceae
Product: WD repeat-containing protein DWA2
Exons: 13
Coding region: 131-1171 (346 amino acids)
Biological process (GO): protein ubiquitination
Molecular function (GO): protein binding
Source: RefSeq, a predicted model, not a curated record